GCACGGAUCCCGGCGGGGAAGCUUCGGCAGCCGCGGAAGAACCAGAAGCUGGGGAGCAACAUGUCUCUCCUUGCUGGGCCCAACUAUGAACGGGGGCUGCUCUCUGGUGGCUUGGGCCACCCUAUGUCUGGUGGGGGGUUGGGCCACCUCGCGGCGUCUAGGCCGCCCCUUCACUGCAGUGUGGAACGUGCCCACAGCCCGAUGCCAAACCCGCUUUGGCCAGCCCCUGCCCUUGGAGGCCUUUGGCAUCGUGUACAACCAGGCCCAGCAUUUCCAGGGCCAGAACGUUACCAUCUUCUACAAGAACCAGUUUGGCCUUUACCCCUACCUGGGGCCAACAGGGGUCAUCCACCAUGGAGGUGUCCCCCAGGCUGUUCCCUUGCAGAAGCACCUCACCCUGGUUGCCAGCCAGAUCUCUGGCCUCAUGCAUAAGGGCUUCAGGGGCUUAGCUGUGCUUGACUGGGAAGAGUGGCACCCACUCUGGAACCGGAACUGGGGACGCCACAGGAUCUAUCAAAAGGCGUCUCAGGCCUGGGCCCAGCAGCAGUGGCCGGAUCUGCCUCCUAAGCAGCAGCGUCUAGAAGCUCGGGCUGCCUUUGAGAGGGCUGCUCGGGCACUGAUGGAGGAUACCCUGAGGCUGGGGCAGGCACUUCGUCCUGGGGGGCUGUGGGGUUUCUAUCGAUUCCCUCUCUGCCGAAGCCCCCGGCCAGGCAGGCACAAUUACACUGGGAAGUGCCAGAAGGCAGACAAGACCUACAAUGACCAGUUGCGCUGGCUUUGGGAAGCCUCUAGUGCUCUCUUCCCCAGCAUCUACCUCCCACCAGGCUUGCCUCGAGUCUAUCGAAAGGGCUAUGCACGACAUCGGCUGGAAGAGGCUUUCCGAGUGGCCCGGUUUGCACAUCCACGUGCUCUGCCCGUGCUGGCCUAUACCCGCCUCACUCACCUUGGCUCUGGGCGGUUUCUGUCCCAGAAUGAUCUGGUUCAGACCAUUGGAGUAAGUGUAGCCCUGGGGGCAGAAGGCAUCAUCCUCUGGGGUAACCUCUCUUUUUCCAGUUCUGGGGAGCAGUGCAGGCUUCUCCAGAGCUAUCUGUCAACCAUCUUGGGCCCCUACUUAAGCAAUGUAACUAAGGCUGCCCAGGUCUGCAGCCAGCAAUUAUGUCACAGCAAUGGGCGCUGUGCCCGACUGGUACCCAGCAAUGAUGACGUCUUCUUACACUUGGAACCAACACUGGGAGCCAUCAAGAAAGACCCUGCCAAGUGGAACCAUUUCCGAUGUCUCUGUUACCCAGGCUGGAAAGGCUCCACCUGCAAAUUUCCUGUACCUGGCACAGAAUGAAGGGUACCCUUGAGCCCUAUCCCCAUCGGGACUCCUGCUUGCAGCCACCUGUAUCAGUCUUUACCUUCUGAGCUUCUUUAAAUUGUUCCCACUGGCCUCUCAUUCUCCCCCACACCAAACAGAUUGGUUGAGGUGGCCUUUUCCUGCCUGUUUCCUAAUGGUCCCCCUCUGCCACGAGCCUAGUAAUAUUCCCCACCUUGCUCUGCUGUGCCAGAAACUACUGGCUUUGGGAACUGAAUUUUUGAUUUUGAACAAAUUUCUUCCUAUCCCCAAAUGCCUCAAAUUCCUCAUCUUUUUAAGAGAAUUGGAGUAAGAGCUCGUGCACACCUCAGAAAUAAAAAUCCUAAUUUUACCGAUGAAGAGCUCAGAGAGGGGAAAGAAUUAAAGUCACAUCUAGUUUUCCAGCCAUAUUUGAACCCAGGUCCUCUGAUUCCAAAUCGAACUUUUUUUUUCCUGCUGCACCGCAAAAUGAGGGGAUUGAAUCAAAUGACCUACAAGGUUCCUUCCAGCUUUUAAAUCCUAAAAAAGUGUAAUAUUUGGGCUAGAGUUUAAAAUGGCCCUAUCCUCUGGCUUCUGGCUGACUCCCGCAGGGCAGCUGCAUCCUGGAUAGACCUUGAGUCACCUUCUUUGAACUUUGCCCCCCUGGAUUCAAGGACCUCGAAGUGGGAACUGGUCCACCUGGGAUUCAGGAGGUGGUUCUGAAUUCUACCCAAAUGCUACUGUUACGGAGUCAGUGUCACGGUGACUUAAAUUCCACUGUUAGGCUGGCCCAUAAACGCGUUUUCUUUCUCCUCUC
Antechinus flavipes (yellow-footed antechinus) is the source of this 2132-nucleotide messenger RNA. RefSeq names its product hyaluronidase 3 (gene HYAL3). The coding region runs from base 86 to 1336 and encodes 416 amino acids. The record is from RefSeq and is a predicted model, not a curated record. NCBI's taxonomy places the organism in Eukaryota, Metazoa, Chordata, Mammalia, Dasyuromorphia, Dasyuridae. The transcript is spliced from 4 exons. Gene Ontology annotation, cellular component: acrosomal vesicle. Gene Ontology annotation, biological process: hyaluronan catabolic process; carbohydrate metabolic process. Gene Ontology annotation, molecular function: hyalurononglucosaminidase activity.